Messenger RNA from Acanthopagrus latus (yellowfin seabream), 3471 nucleotides. RefSeq names its product ligase IV, DNA, ATP-dependent (gene lig4). Lineage: Eukaryota; Metazoa; Chordata; Actinopteri; Spariformes; Sparidae. The transcript is spliced from 3 exons. The record is from RefSeq and is a predicted model, not a curated record. Gene Ontology annotation, molecular function: ATP binding; DNA ligase (ATP) activity; DNA binding. Gene Ontology annotation, biological process: nucleotide-excision repair, DNA gap filling; double-strand break repair via nonhomologous end joining; immunoglobulin V(D)J recombination. The coding region runs from base 151 to 2883 and encodes 910 amino acids. Gene Ontology annotation, cellular component: DNA ligase IV complex; DNA-dependent protein kinase-DNA ligase 4 complex.
ACAAUGCAAAGGAACAAAAGUUCCGGUCAUGUUUCCGGGGGAAUGUUUUUCCUGGCGGACAUCCCCCACUCAAUUUGUGUAUAAGGAAGCGAUCAACAUGCAGCUCGCUUGGAGAAGUCUAACAGAGUAAAAAAAGCGCAAGAUUUCAACAUGGAAGGGACUUCCAAAAGUGAUGAUGCAGCACAGCCCUCUGUCGCCGCUCAGGUUCCUUUCCUUCACCUGUGUAAUACUUUAGAGAAGAUCCAGAAGGCUAAACUCCGUCCAGACAAAUCAAAGAUCCUUGGCGACUUCAUUGGAUCAUGGAGGAAUUUUCAUUCUGCCCUCCACAAAGACAACCCCAACAGCACAGAUUCUUUCUACCCAGCAAUGCGCCUCAUAGUCCCCUCUUAUGAACGAGAUCGUAUGGCGUACGGCAUCAAAGAAAGCAUGUUGGCUAAACUCUACAUCGAUGUGUUAGGCCUCCCAAAGAAUGGCCCGGAAGCUAAUAAACUGCUGAACUACCGUGCUCCGACUACAUCCCAAGGAGAAGCCGGAGACUUUGCCGGCAUGGCGUACUUCGUCCUAAAGAAACGUUGCACCAGCGAGGGGAACCUCAGCGUCAAAGAAGUCAAUGACUUCCUGGACUCUGUGGCGAUCAACAACGCCACCAAGAAGAAGGAUCUCGUGAGAAAGAGUCUGCUGCACCUCAUCACCCAGAGCUCAGCCCUCGAGCAGAAAUGGCUCAUCCGAAUGAUUCUGAAGGACAUGAAGCUCGGGAUCAGCAAAGAAACUGUCCUCCAGGUCUUCCAUUUGGACGCUUCUGAGCUCUAUAAUGUCAACACGGACUUGAACAAAGUGUGCCAGCAGCUCCACGACCCCUCUGUGUCUUUAAGCGAGGUCUCUAUCGGGCUCUUCUCCGCUUUCAAGCCAAUGCUGGCAGCUGUGGCGAACCUGCGCAAUGUGGAGAAACAGAUGGGAAACAGCCCUUUUUAUAUUCAGACCAAGCUUGACGGGGAGCGUAUACAGCUACACAAAGACGGGGACGUGUACAAGUACUUCAGCCGGAACGCCUUCGAAUACACCCAGCAGUUCGGAGCAUCCCCACUGGAGGGCUCGCUGACACCGUACAUCCACAAUGUUUUCAAAAGCAAUGUCAUAAACUGUAUCCUCGACGGCGAGAUGAUGGCGUACAACCUGACCACCGAGAACUUCAUGCAAAAAGGAAGCAAAUUCGACAUCAAGAGACUCAUGGACGACUCAGAGCUACAGACCUGCUUCUGUGUGUUCGAUGUGCUGUUAGUCAACGACCGGAAGCUUGGCAAGGAAACGCUGAAGAAGCGCCUUGAGAUCCUUCAGACGGUUUUCACCCCGGUCAAGGGGAGGAUACACCUGGUGCCAAAGUCCGAUGCAAGGACCAUGCAGGAGGUGGUGAACGCCCUCAACGACGCCAUUGACAACAGAGAAGAGGGGAUCAUGGUGAAGGAUCCUUCAUCCGUCUACAAGCCUGACAAGCGCGGAGAGGGAUGGCUGAAAAUAAAGCCAGAAUACAUGGACGGGUUGAUGGAUGAGCUUGACCUGCUGAUUGUUGGUGGAUACUGGGGGAAAGGGAGAAGGGGUGGCAUGAUGUCCCAUUUCUUGUGUGCUGUUGCAGAAGCGCCAAAGCCUGGUGAGAAACCCACAGUUUUCCACACCCUCUGCCGCAUCGGCUCUGGAUACACCAUGAAGGAGUUGUACGACCUCGGUUUGAAGCUCGCCAAACACUGGAAAGUCUACAGGAAAAAUGACCCACCGUCAUCCAUCUUGUGCGGCACAGAGAAACCAGAAGUUUACAUCGAGCCCUGCAACUCCGUCAUAAUCCAGGUCAGGGCGGCUGAAAUAGUCGGAAGCGACAUGUACAAAACCAACUGCACCCUGCGCUUCCCCAGGAUCGAGAAGAUCCGCGACGACAAGGAGUGGCACCAGUGCAUGACUCUGGCAGAGCUGGAUCAGUUUCGCAGCAAGGCGUCGGGGAAGCUCGCCUCGAGGCACCUCCGCAUCGACGACGAUUCACCACAGAAGAAGAAGCGCAAGCUGGCGGCCAAACCCAAGAAGGUGAUCGGGAUCAUUGACCACUUUAAGCCUCAGGACCUCACCGGGGUUAAAAAGGAGACAGACAUGUUCGAGGAUGUGGAGUUCUGUAUCCUGAAUGGCACGGAGGAUCACCCCAAGGCUGAGCUGGAAAGGGGCGUGGCCAGGUGCGGAGGUAUUGUGGUCCAGAACCCAGGACCGGACACCUACUGCGUGGUCGCCGGCGUGGAGAACAUGCGCGUGAAGAACCUGAUCUCGUCCGACCAGCACGACGUGGUGUGGGCCGCCUGGCUGCUGGAGUGCCUGGACCAGAAGGAAGUGGUCCCAUGGCAACCGCGCCACAUGAUCCACAUGUCGCCCUCCACCAGGGAGCACUUCGCCAAGGAGUACGACAGCUAUGGCGACAGCUACUUCGUGGACACAGACGAGCAGCAGCUGCGGGAGGUGUUCGCCCGGAUCAGCGGCGCGGACGUGUCUACGGCCGUCGACGUCUGCCAGGUGGAGCAGCGUUACGGCUGGGAAGACCUUCCCACCAGCAUCUUCAGACCCUUUAAGGUUUACAUGGACAGAUUCGCAGACAUAGGAGAACCUCAAACCGCCUUACCUGCCACCUGUUUGGACGUCAGGGCGCUGGAGUUUCGCUACCACGGAGGGAGGGUGGUCGAGAGGCUGGAGGAGGGAGUCUCUCACGUCGUCAUCGCAGAGGAAACAAGACUUGUGGAUUUAAGGACGCUGAGGCGUCGCUUUAGGAAGAAGUUUAAGAUUGUAAGAGACUCGUGGGUGACUGACUCGAUCACAGCAGGCUACCUGAUGAAUGACACCGACUACUUAGUUUGAAGGGAAAGUUGACACUGGAGAGAAAUCCUCUUAUAGCUCGCAAGCUCUGACUUCAAGAUUAGCAAUAAACUAGAAAUAGAAAAAUAACAAUUCCAGAUGGAAUAAAACUGCACUGUACUUUACAGGGAUGCACUGUCUCAGAGGCUUCAUGCAAACUCAGUUAGUUUUAAUUCUGCGUUCUUAAUGCGUGAUUAAGGCUGCUUGUGGUUUUAAUAUGGUUUUAAAUCGAUACGCUGCUUUUAAAAUCAGGAAGGCCACGAUUGUUUUUUUUUGUUUUUUUCAAUUUUGAAAGUGUGAAUUUCAUUAGGAAGAACACUGCUUAACCUUUCAGCUGUCAUUGAAACGUCUUAUGGAAAGGAAAAUGGCUAUUCACUUUAUCAAAAAUGAGGGAUUUCAUUAAAAAAAAAAUACUGUUUGAUUUUAUGGGAAUGUGAAGCUUAGUUGUGAUUUUUCUGUGAUUUGUGAUGUGAAUAAAGGGGUGUUACUGCGCUGAGCUGCAGACCUCUAUAUGAUGUGUGCCUUAUUUUUGCCUUUAUGUUCAUUUACAUGCAAGUACAACUCUAAUAAAUACCUCGAAAUGGUUUAAAA